AUGGCGUCUACCGAAGCCGAAACAUCGUCUGUGCAAGUCACCAAAUCUGAUGACGGCAUCACUAUCAUUGCCAUCAACAGACAACGCCGCAGAAAUGCGGUUGACGGUCCCACUGCGCGAAAGCUGCACGCGGCCUUUCUAGCCUUCGAGGACGACGACAGCCAGAAAGUCUGCGUCUUUCACGGCGACCACGGCUUCUUUUGUGCGGGCUUCGACCUACACGAAGUGGCCAAGUGGAGCGGCCCGGGAGACAACGAGUACCUUGGCCCAAUUGUUGAUGCCUCUCACACCGUGACGGGCGGCCGUCAGAUCGGCCCCAUCGGCCCCUCAAGGCUCCAGAUCAACAAGCCCGUUAUCUGUGCCGUUGCGGGUUAUGCCGUUGCGGGAGGCAUGGAGCUCUCUCUGAUUGGCGACAUCCGCGUCGUUGAAGAAGACGCCAUCUUUGGUGUCUUUUGCCGGCGCUUUGGCGUACCGCUCAUUGAUGGCGGAACGGUCCGACUGCAGGCAAUUGUUGGUCUUGGUCGAGCCCUGGAUCUGAUCCUUACCGGCAGACCAGUAGGAGCCCAGGAAGCUCUUCAGAUGGGCCUCGCAAACCGCGUUGUCCCCAAGGGCCAGUCUCUUGAAGAGGCCAAAAAGAUUGCGAAGCAGCUACUGGCAUUCCCUCAGCUUUGUAUGAACGUGGAUCGGGCAAACUGCUACUACUCGGCUUACAACGCGACAUCUUUCGAGGAUGCACUGAGAAAUGAGUUUGUCAAUGGGGCUCCAGUAGUCACCACAGAGAGUGUCAAGGGAGCAGCUCAGUUUAGUGCCGGGGCUGGAAGACAUGGUGUUUUCAAAAACGCGGAUAACUCGAACCUUUAG
Messenger RNA from Trichoderma virens Gv29-8, 861 nucleotides. RefSeq lists its product as uncharacterized. The transcript has a single exon. The record is from RefSeq and is a predicted model, not a curated record. The coding region runs from base 1 to 861 and encodes 286 amino acids. NCBI's taxonomy places the organism in Eukaryota, Fungi, Ascomycota, Sordariomycetes, Hypocreales, Hypocreaceae.